Pyricularia grisea is the source of this 4791-nucleotide messenger RNA. RefSeq lists its product as uncharacterized. The transcript is spliced from 4 exons. Gene Ontology annotation, molecular function: iron ion binding; heme binding; oxidoreductase activity, acting on paired donors, with incorporation or reduction of molecular oxygen. Gene Ontology annotation, cellular component: cytoplasm. Bases 1 to 4578 code for a protein of 1525 amino acids. NCBI's taxonomy places the organism in Eukaryota, Fungi, Ascomycota, Sordariomycetes, Magnaporthales, Pyriculariaceae. The record is from RefSeq and is a predicted model, not a curated record.
AUGACGCUUCUUGAACUUGGUCCGUGGGCACCGGCAAUCCUGGUCCCCAUAGCGUUCUUUCUUCUGCGCACUUUGCUCGCAGCCCCUCGACUGAAGCGGAAUGGCAUCCCCCUCAAGACGCCGCGUGAUUCGCUCCCAUUUGUCGGAAAUGGCAUCGUUUUUCUGCAGCCCAGGCAGAAGCUGUUCGUGUGGUUUCAUCGGCGCGAGCGGGAAUUCGGCCUGGAGACAUACCAGAUCACGGUCCCGUCGCUGCCUCCCGGUGUCGUCAUAAAUGAUCCAACGUGCCUGGAGUAUGUUUUCAAGAACGAGGCACUCUUCAACAAGGGCGCGUUCUUCAAGGAACGCUCUGACGACCUCUUUGGCCAUGGCAUCAUCAAUGUUGAUGGCGAACCGUGGAGGGCGCAGCGAAAAGCUGGUCUGAACUUUUUGAAUACGAGCAACCUUCGGGUAUUGACUGAUGUGGCUCUGCCUCGUUAUCUAAACGAAAACGUCAGAUGGCUGACAAACAAGGCGAACGGAGAGACUGUGGUAGAUCUACAGCAAGUGUUUCAUGGAAUUACUUCCCAGCUAAUGGGGAAAAUGGCGUACAACAUGGAAAUGCACGCCGGUGACGAUUUCAGCGUUGCAUUUGACUAUGCAUCGGGAGCCACGGCGGAGCGCUUCCAGAAUCCUCUUUGGUUCAUUACAGAAUUUUUCACGGGCUCUAAAUUACGGCGUUCUAUUGCUAUAGUAAAGGAGCACGGCCGAAAGAUAGUUGCGAAUGCAACAUGUCAUCGCACAGCUGCUGAGAAAUUUCCGGAAAAUUUGCCCGAGACGGACGCAAACUCGGAGCAUGAUGGCUUAGAGGAGAUAUCGGGGAGCUUGAUACAGUCUCUUCUUGACUGCAUAGGAGAUGAGAAGCUGGUCGCUGAUGCUGCUCUUAAUUAUUUGUCUGCUGGACGAGACACUGUCGCUCAAGCCUUGACUUGGACGUCAUAUCUUCUCAUGCAACAUCCGGAGGUUGUUGAGCGCAUACGUGCUGAAACAGCUGAACUCACUAGCCCAAUGGAUAAUCCCGGGGGCCACAACCCCACUCCGCUCAAGCCAUCUUCGGCACCUUACACAAUGGCGGUGUUCUACGAAGCGAUGCGCUUCUACCCACCGAUACCUUUUGAGAUCAAGCAGUGUGUCCGCGAGACAACUCUCCCGGACGGGACCUUUUUGCCAGCCUCCUCAGUCGUUGUUUGGUGCCCUUGGGCCAUGAACAGGUCUAGAGCAAUCUGGGGCCCAGACGUCGACGAGUUUCGGCCAGAGAGGUGGCUAUCUGCUGAUGGUAAAUCUCUCACCGUCCGGAGCGCAGCCGAGUAUCCCGUUUUCAAUGGCGGGGCUCGAAUGUGUCUGGGUAAGAAGAUGGCAGAUGUCAUUGCGGUACAGGUACUGCCUGCAAUUGUCACGAACUUCGACUUCAGGCCUGCUUAUGAUGAAAAGCAAGAAAGGGCUUCGAAGCAAGAUCUCGAGCACGCUUUAUUAGAGCUAAUAGCACCGAGGAUUCACCGCCCGUCGUCAAUUAACCGCGCACCUCGUCGCCACGCGCCCGCGGUCAUGGUGCGCUCCCGCAGCGCGUCCUUCUCGGACGAUGACAUACAAUUUGUCAGCUCUCAGAUGCUCGCCGAGGCAGCAAAAUCUCAGCCAAAGUCUCCGCUGCAGUCCUCGCAAGGAAAUCGAGAUGUCAUUGAUAUUACGGGUAGCCCUGCGCUCGAGUUCGGCAGGCCAACAAAUAUGAACUCGAAGCCACAACCGAAAGCGUUUUCUUCACUCUACAAAAAGGAAAAGAAACAGCCCAAUGUUUUUCUGCAGCCUCGGAACCGCCCUGAACACCACCGCGGCACAAAGGUGUCAGGGCCAAGCGCCCUCAAAUAUAACGACAUCAAAGCGCCUCCUCUACCGUUGUACAAUUCCCUCCCUGCGCAGCGCGACAGCACAACAGCUGGCUCGUCGGCAUACACUCAAUCAGCAGCAUUUGACGACAAUGUGUUCUACACAGACCCAAAGAAGGCCAAUGACGACCUCAAGGCACUGCUAGAGGGAGGCAUGGAUGAGGAGGAACAGGGAGAAAACAAAGAAGAAGGGGGCGAAGCAGAGGAGAAGAUUGACGAUGGGUCUCUCGAAGGUAUCACAGUCAAGCUACUGCCGCAUCAACAAGAAGGUGUGGAAUGGAUGAAGGGCCGCGAAUUGGGACCUGUCAAGCGAGGCAAGGUACCCAAAGGAGGUAUUUUGGCAGACGACAUGGGUCUAGGAAAGACAUUACAGUCAAUAUCGCUCAUCGUCAGUAGUCCAAAGCCCAACAAAGAUGAAAAGGGGUGGAAGAAGCAUUACGAUGGCAUCGGCAAGGGGACCCUGGUGGUUGCACCUUUAGCUCUUAUUCGACAAUGGGAGGCUGAGAUUGCAGAAAAAGUCCUACCGUCUCACAAGCUAAACGUCUGUGUCCAUCACGGCCCUAGCAGGACGAAGAGAUAUACAGAUUUGCAAAAGUAUGAUGUUGUCAUCACGACAUACCAGAUCUUGGUUUCGGAACAUGGCCAUUCAACCGAUGCUGUCGGUGCUGGGUGCUUCGGCAUCCACUGGUUCCGUGUCAUUCUUGAUGAAGCACAUAGCAUCAAGAACCGCAAUGCGAAAGCCACAAAAGCAUGCUGUGCUCUACGCUCGGAGUUCAGAUGGUGUCUCACUGGUACUCCGAUGCAAAACAACCUGGACGAGCUUCAGAGUUUGGUAUCCUUCUUGCGCAUUCCCCCUUAUGAUGAUCUUAAGCACUGGCGUGAGUACAUCGAUCAGCCCAUGAAAAACGGAAAAGGCCAUCUGGCCAUCCGUCGACUUCACAGCCUGCUACGUUGCUUCAUGAAGCGUCGCACCAAGGAUGUCCUUAAGGAGGAGGGUGCACUGAACCCCGGCGGCAAGAAAGCGCUUGAAGCGGCGGCGAAGAAGGGCGAUGGACAGAUGCCCCCUGCCCCAGCCUUCAAGGUAACGGAGCGGAAGGUUGUCACCGUUACCGCCGAGUUCUCGCCGGCGGAGCGCAAAUUUUACAACAGACUUGAGGAUCGUGCCGACGAGAGUCUGCAGAGGAUGAUGAAGGGCAAGGUGAACUACGCCAACGCCCUGGUACUGCUACUACGUCUUCGCCAGGCAUGUAACCACCCGAGGCUGGUCGGCAUCAAGAUGGAGAAAGAAAAGGAUGCACUAUCAAUGGACACGGCCCAGCCGGUGAAAUCAGCGACCGAUGCCGACGUCGAUGCUCUUGCUGACAUGUUCGGUGGCAUGGGCGUCGAGUCCAAGCAAUGCGACGUCUGCAUGAGCAAUCUCUCGAAAGACGAGGUCAGCGCUGGGAAAGUUGUCUGUGAAGCUUGUGACAAGGACCGGGCUGCAUUCAAUAACGAAGGGCCUGACCGUAGGCGGUCCAAGAAGAUUAAGAAAAAGGUUAUCAAGGAAGAGGUCAAGGUCGAAGCCAAGUCCCGCAAAGCGAGGCACCGACCUGCUGUGCUCGAUAGCGAUGACGAAGAAGACGAUGGCAGCUGGAUCGUCGGUGAGGACCAGAGAGGAUCCCUUCGUCUCGGCAAAGCAGGCGGUGAGGAAGAUGAGAAUUGCGAGGGUGGUGGUGAAUGGCUCAACACAGAGGACUCGAUUCAUCACUCCGAGGAUGAAGAUGGGAGCCGCCUCGAUAGUUUCAUUGUCGAUGACGAGAAGGAAGACCGUUCGCGGACCCAAAAUCCCGACUCAGAAGAAGACUCUAGCCUUGUGUCAGUCUCCAAGCUUGCCAGCAAGCAGGGCAGCCAACAAGCGGAUUCCGACUCCGGCUCCGGCUCUGGUUCAGAAACCGAUUCCGAUCUAGACUCUGGCGUGGAUGAGUCCGAGUACGAUUCUGCCGAUGACGCCUUUGCUCAUGAGGAAAACGGCCGCGUUGUCCCGUCGGCCAAGAUUCGACAGUUGCUGGAGAUCCUGCACAAAGAGGUCCAUGAGCACAAGUUUAUUGUCUUCUCGCAGUUCACCUCGAUGUUGGAUCUGGUCGCGCCCUUCUUCGACCGAGAGGGUUUCAAGUACACGCGAUACGAAGGGAGCAUGAAAAACGACCUGCGUGAGGAAAGUCUUCACUCACUCCGCAACGAUCCAAAGACACGCAUUUUGUUGUGUAGUCUCAAGUGCGGCUCCCUGGGUCUGAACCUGACGGCAGCUACCAGGGUAGUCAUUUUGGAACCAUUCUGGAAUCCGUUUGUCGAGGAACAAGCAAUCGACAGAGUUCACCGACUCACGCAGACAGUUGAUGUCAUUGUGUACAAGUUGACUGUUGGCAAGUCAGUCGAAGAGCGGAUCCUGGAACUGCAAAACAAGAAACGCUUGCUCGCUGAACAGGCCAUUGAAGGUGGCAUGAAGAAGAAGGAUGCACUCAAGCUUGGCCUUCAGGAAAUGUUGGCGCUGUUCACCCGCGACAGGAGUAGCGAUAUUGGUUCAGUGGUUGAUGCAGGUGGUCGAGAAUCAAUCGGAUCAUCGACUGGCACGAGGAAGCCAGUCCGCCCUCCUGUGCCUUCGGUUUUUGAGAGGCGUUGGUGAUGGACUAAUAUACUGACUGAUAUAUACCGUUAUGAACAACACGCAGGACGAGUACGAUGGGAUCACCACGGGGCGUUUGGGAAGGAUUUGAUGCAAGUAUAUAUUUCGCCGAUUCUGUUCCAGGAUGAACAUAUUCAGGCUCAUGAUUCCUGAACCUAGUUUAGACAUCGGCGAUACCGAAGCAACAAGAAGCCUUGUGCUGGCUGCCAUGGC